Molecule: messenger RNA, 864 nt
Organism: Rhagoletis zephyria (snowberry fruit fly)
Lineage: Eukaryota; Metazoa; Arthropoda; Insecta; Diptera; Tephritidae
Product: peptidoglycan-recognition protein SB1-like
Biological process (GO): innate immune response; peptidoglycan catabolic process
Molecular function (GO): N-acetylmuramoyl-L-alanine amidase activity; zinc ion binding; peptidoglycan binding
Source: RefSeq, a predicted model, not a curated record
AAUUUGCUUGGCAGACAUCAUUCAACAACUUGAUUACAGCGAAAAGUGACAGAAUUGUAGUCUUCUAAUAGAAGUCGAGUUUUAAAGGGAAAAUACUUUUAAGGAUACUCUCCAAUUUAGUUUCGAAAAUGUCUCGUCAACUCAUCCACUUCGUUGCUGUAGCAAUUGCACUACCCGCCUGCUUUGCCAUCACAAUACAACCGCGUAGCUCUUGGAAUGCGGCAGCAGCUCGCUCGCCAGCGCGCAUUAGCGGCAAGGUCGACUAUGUUAUCAUUCAUCAUUCGGAUAAUCCGAAUGGUUGCAGCACACCAGCCGAUUGCAAGCGCCUAAUUAAGAACAUUCAGAGUGAUCAUAAGGGGCGUCGCAAAUUCAGUGAUAUCGGCUAUAAUUUCAUAAUUGCCGGCGAUGGCAACAUCUAUGAGGGACGUGGCUUCGGUUUGCAGGGAUCGCAUGCACCCAACUAUAAUCGCAACAGUAUUGGCAUUGUAUUUAUUGGUAACUUUGAAAAUACCACUCCUUCGCAGACAAUGUUGCAGAAUGCCAAAGAUCUAAUUGAGCAUGCAGUGCAGCAGGGCUAUUUGAAAGACAACUACACACUGCUGGGUCAUAGACAAACGAAAGCUACAGCUUGUCCAGGACAGAAAUUGUAUGAUGAAAUUAAAACGUGGCCACAUUGGAAGAGCAUUUAAAUGCUACAUACAUUCAUAGUAUGUGCCAGAUUUUGCAUGUGAAAUUAUUUCCAUAUCUUUGAAGUGGUUUGAGAGUACAUAUGUACAUAGUUAAGCCAAAUGAGAGUAAAUCAAAGUGAUAAUAAUUGCAUUGAAAUAUAUAUUUAUAAACUAAUAUUUAGUUGAACAAAGAUAA